This is a messenger RNA of Colletotrichum truncatum, 1176 nucleotides long. RefSeq names its product integral membrane protein pth11-like protein. Lineage: Eukaryota; Fungi; Ascomycota; Sordariomycetes; Glomerellales; Glomerellaceae. The record is from RefSeq and is a predicted model, not a curated record.
AUGUCCAGCGGCGAUGCUGCAGUCGCAGACGCCUUCGCGGCGGGACGCAUACCACCAGAAAUAAGCGUUGCGUAUCUCGACGAGGAUCGGGAUACGCCGUCGAUGGGGGCUUCGAUUUUCAUGUUUGUGCUCACGCUCCUGGUUGUCAACGGCCGGGCGUUUUCGCGAUUCUUUCUACGGAAAAGUUUCGGACUGGACGAUGCGCUCGCAGUCAUAGGGAUGGUCAUGUUCAUCGCUUUCGUGCCUUUUUGCAUCAUUUUGAUCAACAUCGGAUCUGGUCGACAUUUUGAGUAUAUCCAGUAUGUUAUGACGCAAGAUACCCUGGAGGAAACAGAAAUUCUCGACUUCGCUGCGCAUCUCAUUUACACGACCGCGUUGCUGUUUUGCCGCUACUCCGGUCUGGCAUUCUACUACCGCGUCUGCGGCAUUCACGACAGCUUCCUCAAGUCUAUCAAAUGGCUCGCAGGUUUCAUAUUUGCCGGAUAUCUCACGCAAAUGCUGCUCAUUGUCUUUCACUGUCUGCCGGUGACGGGACUCUGGCCAUAUGAGUGGCAGACGCAAUUCAACCAGUACAAGUGUCUGCCGUGGGGAUUUGUGUACGGCAUCAACUCGGCGGUCUCGCUGCUGUGCGAUUUCGUUCUCUUCGGAAUUCCGAUUGCCAUGCUGCGGAUGCUCGAGAUGACUCGGAAGCGCAAGAUCCAACUGGCUUGCAUUCUUUUACCUGGCACACUUGUUGUCGCCAUUUCUGUCGCUCGUUUGAUACUUGUAAUCAACGGCCAAUGGCAACCAGAUCAAUCAUGGAUCUACAGCCCCUUAAUCGCCAUUGAAGUAGCCGAAAUUGGCGCCACGUUGAUUGCGCUUUCCGUCCCAGGGAUUCGACCACUUUUGGAUGAGAUUCACAACAAAACAAUCAUUUGGCUCAGCAGACACUUACCCUGCCUGUUCAAGCGGAAGAACAGGGACGUUCACCCCGACCAUUGGAGUGAAUCCACAACGUGGAAGGACAACCCCACGCCAAGGCAAGCUGACUUCAAAAUGCAAGACAUGGAGGACAUACUCGGUGUCGAACUCGCGGCUAUUGAGAAAUACGAGUCGAAAUCUAGCCUCAAGAACAAGUUCAGGUCGGGAAGGCUUAGUCAAGUAGCCGUUAUGGAGAUGGGAGAAAACCGAAUCUAA